Seriola aureovittata is the source of this 2343-nucleotide messenger RNA. RefSeq names its product choline O-acetyltransferase a (gene chata). The record is from RefSeq and is a predicted model, not a curated record. Gene Ontology annotation, molecular function: choline O-acetyltransferase activity. Gene Ontology annotation, cellular component: neuron projection; cytoplasm. The transcript has 15 exons. The coding region runs from base 280 to 2343 and encodes 687 amino acids. Gene Ontology annotation, biological process: acetylcholine biosynthetic process; neuromuscular synaptic transmission. NCBI's taxonomy places the organism in Eukaryota, Metazoa, Chordata, Actinopteri, Carangiformes, Carangidae.
GGAGCCUGGCUGCCAGGAGGGUGAGGUACCAUUUCAGCAUCUCUCCUGAGCCAGCGAGGGAGUUGUGCACUUGCCAUUGCUGGGGACUGAAACAUGCUUAAAAUGAUUAAGGACAGAAGUCGCGCAAUUUAAAAGAAAUUCGGCCAGAAAUGGAUUCAAGAUGAUGGAGAGAGUUAAACUUCUUCCUUGACGCCCAGGACGAGUGGGAUUGUUGCUUUUUUUCAGGCUGAAGUCUGCCUCAUGAAUCAACCUGCUUGACUGCCCCUCUGCACCGCCAGCAUGCCAGUCCUGGACCGAGAGCCCUCCAAAGAUUUAGGGGGCGGAGAUGGUCUGCCGAAGCUGCCGCUCCCCACCCUGAAAGAAACACUGGACACUUACCUGAGGUGCAUGAAGCACCUGCUCACAGAGGAACAGUUUAAUAAGACCCAAAAUAUGGUGAAGCAGUUUGGAGCCCCUGAAGGAGUGGGGGAACUACUACAGAGCAAACUCGUGGAGAGGAGGGAAAACAAGGCAAACUGGGUGUAUGACUACUGGCUGAAUGACAUGUACCUGAACAACAGACUGGCUCUGCCCGUCAACUCCAGUCCUGCGAUGGUCUUCCCACAGCAGAACUUCAGGGCUCCCAUCGACUCUUUAAGGUUUGCUGCACAUUUAAUUUCUGGAGUUUUGGAGUACAAAACUCUUCUUGAUGCACGUGCCCUGCCUAUGGACUAUGCCCGGGGCCAGCUGGCUGGAACCCCUAUGUGUAUGGAGCAGUACUAUCGCCUCUUCACUUCCUACCGCCUACCGGGGCCUGAGAGGGACACACUAGUGGCCCAGGAGAGCAGCGUGAUGCCAGAACCAGAACACAUCAUUGUGGCUUGCAAAAACCAGUUCUUUGUGUUGGACGUGGUGAUCAACUUCCGCCGACUGAAUGAAAGAGAUCUGUUGACUCAGCUGGAGAAGAUUGCCAAGAUGGCUGCCAGUGAAGAGGAACAGCUCCCACCUAUAGGUCUUCUCACUUCAGAUGGACGGACAGAGUGGGCAGAAUCUCGCAGUGUGCUAAUGAGAGAGUCUACUAACAGGGACUCUUUGGACAUGAUCGAGCGUUGUCUGUGCCUGGUAUGUCUGGAUGACACCAGUGGUCCUGAGCUCAGUGACACCACACGCGCCAUGUUGAUGCUGCACGGAGGAGGAGUGGCCAAGAAUGGUGGCAACCGCUGGUACGACAAGCCCAUGCAGUUUGUCGUAGGAGCUGGCGGCUGCUGUGGAGUCGUAUGUGAGCACUCGCCGUUUGAAGGAAUCGUCCUCGUGCAGUGCACAGAGUAUCUACUCAAAUACAUGAUUGGCAGCCCAUCAAAGCUGGUCAGAGCUGCAAGUGUGAGCGAGCUGCCUGCACCACGCAGACUCCGCUGGAAAUGCACUCCAGAGAUUCACAAGCUCCUCGCCUCCUCUGCUGACAAACUCCAGAGGCUGGUGAGAAAUCUGGACAUGAAUGUCCACAAAUUCUACGAUUAUGGGAAGGAGUUCAUCAAGAAGCAGAAAAUGAGUCCAGACGCCUAUAUCCAGGUUGCUCUUCAGUUGGCCUACUACCGAUGUCAUGGUAGACCGGUGUCAACCUAUGAGAGCGCUUCCAUACGACGUUUUCAGGAAGGCAGAGUGGACAACAUCCGCUCUGCCACACCCGAAGCCCUGGCCUUUGUCAAAGCAAUGACUGAUGGGAUGCUCAGCACAAGCGACACAGAAAAGAUGGAGAUGUUACAUGGUGCCAUUACAGCACAGACAAAGUAUACUAUUCUGGCUAUUACAGGGAUGGCAAUAGACAAUCACCUACUAGGACUUCGUGAAAUUGCACGUGAACUGAAGAUAGAGAAGCCGGGGAUAUUUAAAGACGACGCCUAUCUCAUCAGUAAUCAGUUCAUUCUCUCUACAAGUCAGGUCCCGACUACCGUUGAGAUGUUCUGCUGCUACGGACCCGUGGUUCCAAAUGGAUAUGGAGCGUGCUACAAUCCUCAGUCAGACCACAUUAUCUUCUCUGUGUCCAGUUUCCGCGAGAGCCCACAGACAUGUUCAGCAGAAUUAGUCAAGUGUCUGGUGCAGGGACUCCUGGACAUGAGGGAUCUGUGCAAUAAAUGCAACUGCGGCUCCAAUCCAGCCGAGCAAAGAAAGGCUAAGACACUGGAGACGCACACACAAACGGAAACAAACUGGCAAAAUAAAACCCCUCAGAGAUCGUCUGACUUGACCAGGAAUCAGCAAACACUGCCACAGGUUAUGGUGAAGACGCCAGACCAAACUAAAGUGGAGGCUCAAACCCAGACUUCAUUCACAGGAAGAGGCACAAGCUUUGAAGACCGGAAGUAA